AUGCAGGACGAGCUGACUCUGUCCACCGAGGAGCAGACGACCUGCCGCAAGGCGCGGCCUGUCGUUCCCCUCACGGACGUCCCUGUCACCCGCGGCCUCACUCCUGCGCAGAUUGGCGCAAUGCGCAAUCAGCCCGACCCCGAUCUCGAGGAGUUGAAGCAGCCCCUCUCCGCCUGGUACUGUCGGUGGAAGUGCAGGUCUCCCGCCGCCGGCGAGUUCCAGUUGGGAGACGAUGCCGACUUCAACGAAGUCGACUGCCCCUUCCCCGACCCCAUCGCGGCCCGUGGCCACGACAUGACCGCGAACGGGGAGCAGGAGGAGUCCUACCGACUGACUCGCUCCGCAGGGCUCUCGUCCGACCGACGGGAUGCUGCUUUGGCGGUGUUCCAUGAGAGCACCCGCCGGCUGGGCCAUUGGGCGGGGACCGCCAUCUCCUCCGUCAUUCAAGCCCACAACCUGCGAUGGAUGGCGGCGGUGGAGUUCGACCACGCCUCCAUCUCGUACCUCAAGGCGGUCUGGAAGCUGUACUCACUCCCGCAACUGCAGCGCGCAGCCGGCAUCCGGUACCUGCUCGCAGCUUCCCCCGCCGACCACAUCACGCUCAAGCAGGGGCGGCCCAGUCGGCCUGAGACGUACUGGCCCACCCUGUCCAACAACACGUUCCCCUACCCCGCGGCCACCGCCUCCAAACGUACGGUGAGCGUGUACUACUGGAACAUCCCGACCUCCAACUGGAGUAUGGGGCUUCGACUGGUGGACGGGACCAUGCCUCGGAAGGACACAUUCACGUUUGGCGACCCCAGCCCCGACGAUGCCUACGGCGCGUUCCUCGCCAAGCACUUGCGGACUAUCCCCAAAACGGAGCGUGCGGAGAGCACCAAGCUCCACGGGGCAUCGAUCUGUCAAAACCUGGUCGCGCUGUUCUCCGUCCCCGGGCUGUAUCGACACAUCUGCGAACUGGGCGGGUACUUUGUCCACCCCCGGCGUGUCGUGGCGGCCUAUCCGUUCAAGGACACGAACAUCACACUCCUUGCGGCCUGGCUGGCCGAAUUCGGACUCGGAGACAUGGAUCCUUACAUCCUGUACUUUGAGCGAUGGGCUCGGUUAUCCCGUGAACGUAUGCCGGAUCAGUCUCGCACCCACGCACUCCCUUUCGAUACAGUGGAGGAGUUCUCGGCGUCGCCGCUAGCUCUCCAGGUCGUGGGUCGUGAGACCAUCCAGUGGGGACCGCGCGUGUUCGAGUCGCCGGACUUCCCGAGCACUAGGGUGUUCGUUCCCGACUCGGAUGGAACCACCAGCGAGCCCAGCGUGGGCCAACCUCGCUCACCGGUCGCAAGCCGUGCCAGCUCCUCACGGGCACUCCAACGUCCUGCCGACGACAAGGAGGACGCCAUCAGCUUUGGUAGCGACGACUCCGACGACAAAUUCGCCGACAGAGCGGUGCUUGGAGGAGCGAGCAGCGCGAAGACCUCUCCAAGUCCCCUAAAGCCGGGGAGUUGUCCAGAUAGUGAGGGCCUGGCCAAGAGCGUGCUUGGCAUCGAAGAAGAGCUGCGGCAGAAGGAAGAGGAGGAGGACGUGAACGAGAUGAUGUUCACUUUCGAUAAGUUCAAGCAGAAGUCUUCGCAGAUGCUGAUCAACGCAAGCGCGCAGUAA
Messenger RNA from Trametes versicolor FP-101664 SS1, 1653 nucleotides. RefSeq lists its product as uncharacterized. Lineage: Eukaryota; Fungi; Basidiomycota; Agaricomycetes; Polyporales; Polyporaceae. The record is from RefSeq and is a predicted model, not a curated record. The transcript is spliced from 4 exons. The coding region runs from base 1 to 1653 and encodes 550 amino acids.